Messenger RNA from Seminavis robusta, 1094 nucleotides. The record is from the annotation of a GenBank genome assembly. Lineage: Eukaryota; Bacillariophyta; Bacillariophyceae; Naviculales; Naviculaceae.
UACAAGUUCUCCUCACUUUUUCAAUUCAGCCAAAUCGCAAAGCCUCCUCGACUUCGAAGCUUCAAACAGCUAGCUAUUCUACGUUACGUUACUACCGUACUAGUACUCGUACCACAAGCACCACCAACUAUUCUAUUAAAUUUUUUACGAAAUCGAAAAGCAAGAUGAGUUCAUCAGCACCUAUCAACGGUCCCUCCUCUUCAAGCCUUCUAUCUGAAGACUACCAACCAUGUGCUCACACAGUGAUCAUUGGUCGUGGUCGUCAAGUGAAGAACCACCCCGGGAAUCGUCGACUCCGAGACCUGGUCCAGCGCAACGCGGGUCGUUACACGGCCGCGUCGUCGACGCGCGAACUCAAGACGGAUAUCAUCGUGUCGGUCGUUUCCACUAUUCGAGCCAAGUCUAAGAUCGGAUUCGUCAAGUUCGACAAGGCCAACGGUCGUUGGUUGCAACUCGAAGAAGCCAUGGCCCGGUCGGCCGUUGGUCAAGCCUUCCGGGACCUCCUGCAAGGAUACCGUUCUAGCAAACAGAGCAAGCAAGCUAAGCGUCUUCUAGAGAAACAAGCCUCACAAGGAAUGCUUCCUCUUCAGACGGCUCACUUGCAACUGCCCUUCUCUGUCCCUCCUCCUCCAAGCCUCAACCUUCCUCGUGUCGUGUCCAUUGAUGGCACCGUACAAGCCCAAAUGCAAGUUCCACCGCAGUGCCACUCGAACUACUACGAUCCCACUUGCUUCGAACGCUUGUGCACACUCGUGGCCAUGGACGACCAGCAAGGCAAUCCCUUUGAACCAAGACCCAUUGUCGAAGCAGUCGCAGUCGCACAAGACCAGCAUUUGGCUGCAGCUGCUCGAACCGCCCGGGCUCGAGACUACGUCGCCAUGCUCCGGCAAACUUCCGUACCGGCACCUGCUUACAUCCAUCCAGAAAUGGACUGUUCCUCCGGAUCCAUUGCCGCUGUCUAAUCUCAAGCCAUCCAACGAGUGGAACAGAUACUUUAAAUGUACCGUACACGGCUGCAGGGAUACACUUGACUUCCAUAUUAUUCCAACUUUAGAAGUAAUCCAUACAUAUCAUAUAUAGUGCAUAUAUUAUUG